AUGACAAACCAAAGGGUUUCAUAUUUUUAUGAUGGGGAUAUUGGAAGUUAUUAUUAUGGACCAGGUCAUCCUAUGAAACCUCAAAGAAUUCGGAUGGCUCAUAGUUUAAUAUUAUCCUAUGAUUUAUAUAAACAUAUGGAAAUUUAUCGUCCUCACAAGUCCUCUGAAAGAGAAUUAGUGGAUUUUCAUGAAGAAGAUUAUGUGGAGUUUCUAUCUAGUAUAAGUCCUGAUAAUUGUAAGGAUUUUGGUUUACAACUUAAACGAUUUAAUCUUGGUGAAAGUACAGAUUGUCCUGUAUUUGAUGGUUUAUUUGAAUUUCAACAAAUAUGUGCUGGUGGAAGUUUAGAUGGAGCAUAUAAGUUAAAUAAUAAUCAAUCUGAUAUUUGUAUCAAUUGGAGUGGUGGAUUACAUCAUGCUAAAAGAUCAGAGGCUAGUGGUUUUUGUUAUAUUAAUGACAUUGUUUUAGCUAUAUUAGAAUUACUUAAAUAUCAUGCAAGGGUUAUGUAUAUUGAUAUUGAUGUACAUCAUGGAGAUGGUGUUGAGGAGGCAUUUUAUGUUACUCAUAGAGUUUUAACAGUAUCAUUUCAUAAAUUUGGGGAAUAUUUCCCUGGGACUGGUGAUGUUACAGAUAUAGGAGCUGCACAAGGUAAAUAUUACAGUGUAAAUAUUCCUUUAAAUGAUGGUAUAGAUGACCAGUCAUUUUUAAAUAUAUUUGAACCUAUAAUAUCAAAAUGUAUUGAAGUUUAUAGGCCAGGAGCAAUUGUUUUACAAUGUGGAGCAGAUUCAGUCAGAGGUGAUCGUUUAGGACGAUUUAAUUUAUCUAUACGUGGUCAUGCAGCAUGUGUAGAUUUUUGUAUGAAAUUUAAUAUUCCAAUGUUAGUUUUAGGAGGUGGUGGAUAUACUAUAAGAAAUGUAGCUCGUUGCUGGGCAUAUGAAACAGCAGUUAUUCUUGGUAGAACAGAUCAAGUAUCUGAUGAUAUCCCAUUAAAUGAUUACUAUGAUUACUUUGCACCUGACUUUAAACUUCACAUACCUCCAUUAGCUAUACCUAAUAUGAAUUCUGCAGAACAUCUUGAGAAAAUAAAAGUGAGAAUUUUAGAAAAUCUCCGUUUUUUGGAACAUGCACCAGGUGUCGAAUUUUCAUAUGUCCCCCCAGAUUUUUUUAAUAGAGAUCUAUUGAUAGCAGAAGAUGAAGAAGAAAGGCAAAUGUGGCAUAGUGAUAGUAAAUCUGAAGAUAUUGAUAAGCCUCCUAUAUAUGAGUCAUUAUUUAGAGCUCAAAAUAGAGAACAUCCAGCAGAAUUUUAA
Cryptosporidium muris RN66 is the source of this 1305-nucleotide messenger RNA. RefSeq names its product RPD3/HD1 histone deacetylase, putative. Bases 1 to 1305 code for a protein of 434 amino acids. The record is from RefSeq and is a predicted model, not a curated record. Lineage: Eukaryota; Apicomplexa; Conoidasida; Eucoccidiorida; Cryptosporidiidae. The transcript has a single exon. Gene Ontology annotation, molecular function: histone deacetylase activity.